Molecule: messenger RNA, 887 nt
Organism: Salvia hispanica
Lineage: Eukaryota; Viridiplantae; Streptophyta; Magnoliopsida; Lamiales; Lamiaceae
Product: SPX domain-containing protein 3-like
Biological process (GO): cellular response to phosphate starvation
Source: RefSeq, a predicted model, not a curated record
CCUAACCCCCCUCUUGCACUUCAUCACAAUUUUCACACACACACUUCUUACAUCAUUUUUUUACUUCUUGUUCUUGGGGAAAAAUAAAAAAUAUUUUUGCAUCAUUUACAUAUAUGAAGUUUGGUAAGAGAUUGAAGCAACAAAUGGAUCAAAGUUUGGGAGAGUGGCGUGACAAGUUUUUGUCAUAUAAAGAAUUGAAGAAAAUGGUGAAUUUGAUAUCAUCAAAAGGAGCAUUGGAGUAUGAUGCCCAAUUUAUGAACCUUCUUGAUCAUGAGAUCGACAAAUUUAAUGCUUUUUUCAUAGAGCAAGAAGAGGACUUCAUCAUUCGGCAUAAGGAAUUACAAGAGAGAAUUUCCCAAGUGAUACAUAAAUGGGGACCUCAACCUUCACACAUGGAAUAUAAAGAGGAGAUGACUAAUAUUAGAAAACAAAUUGUCAAUUUUCAUGGGGAAAUGGUCCUCUUAAUCAAUUAUAGCAACAUUAACUAUACCGGGUUAGGUAAGAUCUUGAAGAAGUAUGAAAAGAGAACGGGUGGAGUUUUACGAGUUCACUUUAUAGAGAGAGUGUGGGAACAACCAUUCUUCACCACCGAUCUAAUUUCAAAGCUUGUCAAAGACUGUGAAACCACCAUAGAAAUGUUGCCACCGUCCACGGCCACCGGAAUAUUCCACGAGGAGGAGGCACCUAAAGCUAUUUUUCGUAACUCGGUGGCGGCGCUACUCAGCAUGCAGGAAAUGAGAAGAGGGAGCUCAACUUACAGCCAAUUCUCACUCCCACCAUUAAAUCUGCCUGAUUUUGAACUCAUUCAGUCCUUGCAACUUAUUUCCCCUAUACAAAUCCAUCAUGUAUAAAUCACUAUACAUUAAAUUUGGAUUUUCUUUCUUUAA